Molecule: messenger RNA, 804 nt
Organism: Pseudogymnoascus destructans
Lineage: Eukaryota; Fungi; Ascomycota; Leotiomycetes; Thelebolales; Thelebolaceae
Exons: 2
Coding region: 1-804 (267 amino acids)
Source: RefSeq, a predicted model, not a curated record
AUGCUUGCUAUUGACCUGGAGCAGCGGCCAACAGCGGCUGAGUGCCUCCAAGAUCCUUGUGCUCCACAGACCUCGUUGAAUUCUGCGGAUGAUGUAACGCCUCUUGGAACGGUUCGCCAAGCGGAAGGCUUAAUCCAGGCCUACCAAGAAGCCCAUGGUCGAAAUGAGAGUGGUCCAGACGACGUCGCAAUGCUCCUCAACUGGGUAAACGACCAAUCUUCGUUUGAAUCAGGAUUCAGGAAGGUCGUAAUUACAAGCAAGGCAAGUGCUUCGAUCAUAGUUAGACUUGGGUCCAGUGUCUGGCAGAUAGACAUUUGUUCGCCCACUCUGAUCCCAAAUAACGGUGUCAGUCACGUUUCCGCAGGCGCCGAAGGAAACAACGACGUUACUGUGAACAACACGGAAUCAACGCAGGUGGUAAUUGAUCGAAUGCUAGCAGCACUUGAGGCCAGUGGAUUCUACAAUCCCGCAUUGCAAGAGCAGAACGAACUGGUUCAAUUUUCUGGGCUCACAGCAAGGCAAGCAGCUCGACAGUCACGCAAUGGCCCUAGCUCUACUGCUACAAAUGCGAAUAAAGCGCCUCAUCAUCAAAACAUGGCUCUCCUAGGGGAAGAUAUACCAGAUAAAGACCCCUCACAAUCUCCUGAGUGGGUGAUAGAGUUGGUCAAUCACAUUUUCGCGGGGCUAGAUGACUGCACCUGCACUUUAUUACUGGAAGCGGCCUGGGCAAGAGAUUUAUGGCAUCACAUACACCACACGGCGUCUGAUCCAUUCUUCCCCCAGCCAAUCUGUCGGAUGGCAUGA